This is a messenger RNA of Lemur catta (Ring-tailed lemur), 1712 nucleotides long. It is a transcript of the gene ADRB2, whose product is annotated as adrenoceptor beta 2. Gene Ontology annotation, molecular function: beta2-adrenergic receptor activity; norepinephrine binding. Lineage: Eukaryota; Metazoa; Chordata; Mammalia; Primates; Lemuridae. Bases 207 to 1400 code for a protein of 397 amino acids. The transcript has 3 exons. The record is from RefSeq and is a predicted model, not a curated record. Gene Ontology annotation, biological process: negative regulation of smooth muscle contraction; norepinephrine-epinephrine-mediated vasodilation involved in regulation of systemic arterial blood pressure; adenylate cyclase-activating adrenergic receptor signaling pathway. Gene Ontology annotation, cellular component: membrane.
AACGGGCAGCGCGCACUCCGAGGCGGCUUCUCCAGAGCGCAGGCUGGAACCGGCGGGCGCAGCGAGCCCAGAGCACCCCACGAGCUGAGCGUGCAGGACGCGCCCCCACCACACGCACCCCACGGCCGCUGAAUGAGGCCCGCAGCGCCCCGCCGGAGGUCCGCCCGCUGAGGCGCCCGGUGCGCGCACCUGCCAGCCCGCGAGCCAUGGGGCAGCCCGGGAACAGCAGCGUCUUCUUGCUGGCGCCCAACGGAAGCCACCCGCCGGACCACGACGUCACGCAGGAACGGGACGAGGCGUGGGUGGUGGGCAUGGCCAUCGUCAUGUCGCUCAUCGUCCUGGCCACCGUGUUUGGCAACGUGCUGGUCAUCACGGCCAUUGCCAGGUUCGAACGUCUGCAGACGGUCACCAAUUACUUCAUCACUUCUCUGGCCUGUGCCGACCUGGUCAUGGGCCUGGCAGUGGUGCCCUUUGGGGCCAGCCAUAUCCUCAUGAAAAUGUGGACUUUUGGCAACUUCUGGUGCGAGUUUUGGACUUCCAUUGAUGUGCUGUGCGUCACGGCCAGCAUCGAGACCCUGUGCGUGAUCGCGGUGGAUCGCUACUUCGCCAUCACAUCUCCCUUCAAGUACCAGAGCCUGCUAACCAAGAAUAAGGCCCGGGUGGUCAUCCUGAUGGUGUGGAUCGUGUCAGGCCUUACCUCCUUCUUGCCCAUCCAGAUGCACUGGUACCGGGCCACCCACCAGGAAGCCAUCAACUGCUACGCCAAGGAGACCUGCUGUGACUUCUUUACGAACCAAGCCUAUGCCAUUGCCUCCUCCAUCGUGUCCUUCUACGUGCCCCUGGUGAUCAUGGUCUUCGUCUACUCCAGGGUCUUCCAGGUGGCCAAAAGGCAGCUCCAGAAGAUUGACAAAUCUGAGGGUCGCUUCCACGCGCAGCACCUCAGCCAGGCUGAGCACGAUGGGCGGAGCGGGCACGGGCUCCGCAGGUCCUCCAAGUUCUGCUUGAAGGAACACAAAGCCCUCAAGACACUGGGCAUCAUUAUGGGCACUUUCACCCUCUGCUGGCUGCCCUUCUUCAUCGUCAACAUUGUGCAUGCGAUCCAGGAUAACCUCAUCCCUAAGGAAGUUUACAUCCUCCUGAACUGGGUGGGCUAUGUCAAUUCUGCUUUCAACCCCCUUAUCUACUGCCGGAGCCCGGAUUUCAGGAUUGCCUUCCAGGAGCUUCUGUGCCUGCGCAGGUCUUCUCUGAAGGCCUAUGGGAAUGGCUGUUCCAACAACAGCAACGGCAAAACUGAGUACUCGGGGGAGCAGAGUGCCUAUCACGUGGAGCAGGAGAAAGAAAACGAACUGCUGCCCGAGGACCCCCCAGGCACGGAAGACUUUGUGAAGUGUCAAGAAUGAAAUGUGUCAACAUUUGGAAGAUCUGCAUAAUUCAGUGAACUCAUAUUUUCCCAAUAACUAAUGCAUGGUAUUACAAAGUCAUGCAAGCAUAAAAGAUCUGUUAAAAGGGGUCAUCACCCCAGUUCAGAUUCUUCUUCCCUCUCGUCUGGAAGAUCCAACGUCUUUCAAGUCCUCCACCCACCCUGCUCUCUCUGGCCUAUGCAUCUUUUGCAAUUGACAUUGCUUCUGCCUGGAGUGUUCUUCCACUCCUUUAUACUCCAGGUCUCAGUUUAAACAUCACUUGCUUCUGGAAGCAUUUUUGGAUCCCUCCAA